Musa acuminata AAA Group (dessert banana) is the source of this 3348-nucleotide messenger RNA. RefSeq names its product transcription initiation factor TFIID subunit 4b. The record is from RefSeq and is a predicted model, not a curated record. NCBI's taxonomy places the organism in Eukaryota, Viridiplantae, Streptophyta, Magnoliopsida, Zingiberales, Musaceae. The transcript has 15 exons. Gene Ontology annotation, cellular component: transcription factor TFIID complex. Gene Ontology annotation, biological process: transcription initiation at RNA polymerase II promoter. Bases 196 to 2934 code for a protein of 912 amino acids. Gene Ontology annotation, molecular function: RNA polymerase II general transcription initiation factor activity; DNA binding.
CGGAAGCCUUCUAUUUACGCGAGAUGAAGCCCCAAAAGACCAAACCGGAUUCUAAAUCCCAACCCGAUUGAAGUUUCUUUCAGUUAUAUUUAGGCCGAGCGGCGACUGCUUCGUUUCGCCCUCCAACGAAGCGUCGAGGCCUCGACUCGCUGAUUCGCGGGCGCUCGCCCUCGACGGCCGAAACAUUUCCUCGCCAUGGAUCCCUCCAUCAUGAAGCUCCUCGAGGAGGACGAGGAUGAGAGCAUGCACUCCGGCGCCGACGUGGAGGCCUUGUCGGCCGAGCUGAAUCGCGACAUCGGCGGUGAACCCGCCGCGAUCGUCCAGCCCCCGGAGUCCGAUGCAGGACAAGUAAUUGGGCAGUGGCAAACUUCCGGUGAGAUAGAAAAUGGCAGGGAAAUCCAACAAAAGGAACACAGACAACAUUUAGGAUCGUCAGAACAGCAUUCAACUGGAGGAGGGUUGAUUCAGCCACCAUAUGUUGCCAAACCUCAAGAUGAACAAGAACAGGUAAAGAAACUUGAGCAAAGCAAUAUCCUGGAAUCAAACACAGCUGAGGGACCAAAGCAGGAGGUCACUCAGCAGUCUGAAAACUUGCACCAGCAGAACAUAGCGCAGCAGUCAAAUAAACAGAUACCUACUACCAACCUAGCAAGCAUAUCUUCUAAUCAUUCUGAGGGUCAUCAGCAGCAUGUAGUGCAGCAGUCAAAUACUCAACAAAUACCCCCUUCUAACCAAGCAAACUUGGUGAUGAGGAAAACUAAAGCUGCUUCUUCUAUACCAUUUCAGAUGCUGAUUCCAAUUUUACAGCCUCACCUUGACAAAGAUAGAUCCAUGCAGCUUCAGGCUAUCUUUACUAAACUUAGGAAUAAUGAAGUCAGCAAAGAAGACUUUCUGAGAGCCACAAGGAACAUUGUUGGGGACCAGAUGCUUCGGCAAGCAGCUCAAAAGAUCCAGAUGCAGGCUCCUGCUUCCUCUCAGCAAAUUUCUUCUAGUGGUGCUCAACAGAUCACUGGGCCACAAUCAUUUCCAGCAUCCCAUUCCAUGCCACAAUCUCAGAAUCUGAAAGCCAAUGGAUCACCUCCCCGUCAACCGUAUGUACCUUCUACAACAUUUCAAGUGCAUCCUGGCACAAGUUUUACAAGUCCCCGGAACAAUACUAAGAAGUCUCAAGAAGUUGAGACAGGGUCAGAUGGCAAGGGACCCCAUUCUGUGCAAAAUUUUACUAACAACACGAAUAUGGCCAAUCCAGAAAGAGACGUUUCAAUGGUUUCAUUACAGUCAGUUAACAAGCAGCAACAGGCCACACAUAUUCCGCAAUCAUCUUUCUCGAUAUCUGGAAGCACAAGUGGUUAUCAUACCCAAGCAUAUCCAAGGCCAUCUGUGAGUUCCUCAACUUCUCCCAGACCAUCUAAUGUAGAUUCACAUACAAGACAAGUUUCCCGUACUCAGGGAGUUGUUUCAACACAAAUAAGGCCAACCCAAUCCACGAACAUAAUGAAUGUGCCUAAAUAUGAUCAAAAUGCUGCUAAUGAAAGCAAAAGACAACAAGCUGGUCCAUCGACAAGCCAUUUUGCCUCCCAGCACAACCCACUUGCACGACAAUUGGACGCAAACAAAGAGCAAAAUGAUAGUGGUUUCAAGUCAAUGGCUUAUGUGAAGCAAGAGGUUGUUGAUCAAUCAUCUGAACCUCCAAACAAGUCUCACAUUGUACCUUCAGGAGUCACUUCACUUCGUACAGCUCAUGUUAACCAAAAAAAUUCUGCACUUGGAUCCUCAAGUAUGAUGGGAACAACUCAGGUUUCAGGUCCUGUGCCUAUCCAGACGGACCAAAGUGUGCAGGUGUCAUCUGCAACUCUUCCACUUUCUGGGGCAACCAUGAAAACUCCCUCAAAGAAACCAACUGUUGGGCAGAAGAAGCCUUUGGAAGCAUUAGGCUCGUCUCCUCCCAUGUCCAGCAAAAGGCAGAAGACAUCUGGUACUUCUAUUGAUCAAAGCAUUGAACAACUAAAUGAUGUUACGGCUGUUAGUGGAGUUGAUCUAAGGGAAGAGGAAGAGCAACUAUUAUCUGGCCUGAAGGAGGAGAACCAAACUUCAGAAGCAACCCGAAGGGUUGUACAAGAAGAAGAAGAGAGGUUGCUUUUGCAGCAGGCCUCCCUUCGGAAAAAGCUCUCAGAUAUCAUGUUCAAAUGUAGUUUGAAGAAUAUAGGUGGUGAUGUGGAGCGUUGCUUGUCAAUGUGUGUGGAGGAGCGUUUGAAGGGGUUGAUAUGUUAUCUCAUAAGACUGUCAAAACAGAGGGUUGAUCUUGAAAAAUCUAGGCACCGGUUUGUAAUCACUUCAGAUGUACGGCAUCAAAUUUUGUUAAUGAACCAAAAAGCCAAGGAAGAGUGGGACAAAAAGCAGGCUGAAGAGUGUGACAAGCUUCGAAAAGUAAAUGAAAUGGAUGGAAGUGCAGGGGUUGAUGCAGAGAAGGACAAAGAAGAAGGCCGUUCAAAGACCCUUAAGGCUAACAAGGAAGAGGAUGAUAAAAUGAGAGCAACUGCUGCAAAUGUUGCAGCCCGAGCUGCUGUCGGUGGAGAUGAUAUGCUGUCAAAAUGGCAACUCAUGGCUGAGCAGGCUCGGCAGAAACGUGAUGGAGUUGAUGGGGCCUCUGGUUCCCAACAAGGUAAAAGUGCAAGCAGCAAAUCAUUAUUGAGCUCAGGAAGAGGUUCAAAAGAAAAGCAAGAAUUUGAAAAGAAAGGUUCCUCUGCCUUUUGUACAUCUGGGAGCAUGAGAAGAUUCGGCAGGAACAGUGCCCAGGCAUCUCAUCCAAAAGUGGCACGCAAGAUUUCUGUUAAAGAUGUGAUUGCAGCCCUUGAGACGGAGCCUCAGAUGUCAAAAUCAUCUUUGAUCUACCGCCUGUACGAGAGACUGUCCGGUGAUUCUCCAGUAGAAUAGUUUGAAGGGCGAGCGUCAUCCAUGACCUCCAAGUUGCUCCCUUCUCUGUAAGCUCAGGCUGUUCCAAUGGCCUCCAAAUUAUAGGCUUGGGCUGAUCGAACUUUCCAAAGCAGUUGAACCACUCAAAACGACGAGGAUAAGUUUCUGCAACUAAUAGCACCUGAGGCUUCUAUCCGUGCAGGAUGUGGGGGAGGAUUCAUGGGAUUCACAUGCGUUUCCCAGUGUCUCAUCGUCAUCAAUCUGAUAAUAAAUUCUUUUAUUUUAUAGUGAGUCGUUCAAUUAUGUUUUGCAAUGAUAUCAGUGGUUUGGAGAUUGAUCGACAAACAAUUAUCACCCUGUGAUUCAAUGAACACUUUCUGUGUGUGCUCAGAUGCACCAGGAGACUUAUCCACUAAAAGCAGUUCGAAAGUGUAU